This is a messenger RNA of Papaver somniferum (opium poppy), 1317 nucleotides long. RefSeq names its product NEP1-interacting protein 1-like. Bases 332 to 1054 code for a protein of 240 amino acids. NCBI's taxonomy places the organism in Eukaryota, Viridiplantae, Streptophyta, Magnoliopsida, Ranunculales, Papaveraceae. The record is from RefSeq and is a predicted model, not a curated record. The transcript has 4 exons.
AAGAAAGAAAAAAAAAAGUUAACUUAGAAAAAGAAGUUUCUUUCUUUGAUCCAGGAUUCCUUAAUAGUCACUGGUGUUGAUCAGACAUUUAGAAAGAGAAAGUGAGUUUUUUUGAAUUAGAGACGAAGCUAAAGAAGCAACAAGCAUUAAAUGUGAUGAGAUUUUUCAUGUGUGGGGUUCGUUUUCCUUCCUUGCUUCUCUUAACGACUAAGUAUCUUAUUCUUCUUCUUUAUAAGCAGUUCAGGGUUCAUUUGACACACCAUACUACUCAAGAUUCAUUUGAUCAUUCCCAAUUUUGAUUGUUUUCAUUUUCUUUAAAGUAAAACCCAAAAUGGAUUUCUUCACCUACUACCUUUCUUCUUCUCAUUCUUCUUCAUCAUCUUCAUCUUCUAUACCUUUUGGGGUUUGGGUAGACAGAGUUGUAAACAUUUGCAGUUCUAUGGUUUCUACUGCUCUAGGAAACCUUUUUUCAGCGAUAUUCAUCUUCUUCUUUGCAGUGGUGGGUUCUCUUCUAGGAGCGGUGACCGGAGCUUUAAUAGGGCAAGAAACAGAAAGUGGUUUGUUUAGAGGAGCUGCAAUUGGAGCUAUAUCCGGUGCAGUUUUCUCGAUUGAUGUCUUUGAAUCAUCUCUUGUUAUUUGGCACUCUGACGAAACUGGAAUCGGGUGUCUACUCUAUUUGGUUGAUGUGAUCGGAAGCCUAUUGAGUGGAAAAUUAGUUCGGGAACAAAUGGGACCUGCAAUGCUAAGUGCAGUAACGAGUCAGAUGAGCUCAACUGAAACAACCUUUGAAGAAGUCUUAGACAUUUUUGAGACUGGUGGUGUCAAAGGGUUAACUGGUGAUUUAGUUGCCAAGAUUCCGAAAAUUGAAAUCACACGGAAGAACAAUGUGGAUGCCUCAGGAGACUGCAUUUGUUGCUCUGUAUGCAUUCAGGAUCUCCAACCGGGAGAAACAGUUCGGAGAUUGCCUCACUGUAACCACAUGUUUCAUCUGUCUUGUAUCGAUAAGUGGCUCAUCAAACAUGGUUCAUGUCCAUUAUGCAGAAGAGAUUUGUAGAAGUUUAUCCCUUGAGAGUUCCAUUUUUUUGGUCGAUUUACUACUCUUCUAAAUUAUGCGUAUUGAGAAGAUAUUUUUUUGUUUUUGGAUCGACGCGUCUUGAGGAAGUUCCUCUUCACUCAUUGUCGUUGACAUUCUAAUUUUUCUCUCUACCCUACCUUACUAUCUGUACAUACAGCGUCAUACAAGAUCAUGUUGAUCUACUUGUACCAUACAACGAUAUUAUGUAUAAAGGAUUUUGAGCUCAUGGGUUGGUUUGGCCA